This is a messenger RNA of Caenorhabditis bovis, 609 nucleotides long. The record is from the annotation of a GenBank genome assembly. Lineage: Eukaryota; Metazoa; Nematoda; Chromadorea; Rhabditida; Rhabditidae.
AUGGCGGGUAUGCACUUUUUGGUGGGAAUCUCGACGGAGAACUACGUGAUUCUCGCGGCCGACAAGGCGACAUUCGCGUAUGGCGCGAUUCUCGCCGAUAGCAACAAUGACAAGGAGUAUCGACUCGGAAAAAAGUUGACGAUGAUGUGCAUCGGCGAGGAAGGCGAUGUCGCCCAGUUUGGCGAUUGGACGAAACGAAAUUUGCAGUUGUAUGCGGUGCGCAAUGGCUAUGAGGUGAGUCCGGCGAGCGCUCACCACUUUGUUCGUCGCAGCAUCGCCGAGGCUUUGCGAACAUCGGACCAUUAUACCGUCGACGUUCUCAUUGGUGGAUAUGAUGAUAAGGAGGAGAAAGCGUUCUUGGGCUCCGUUGAUUAUUUGGCGAACGGAAUCGGCAAUCAGCCGUAUCUUUUCCGAGGCUUCUGCGGACGCUUCUGCUACGCCAUCAUGGAUCGAGAAUACAAGAAAGACAUGAGUGAAGAGGAAGGAUUGACUUUGAUGAAUAAGUGUAUUGCUGAGGCGAAGAGACGAUUUGUUGCCAAUAUUCCUGGAUAUAAGGUGGUUAUUAUUGACAAGAAGGGCUACAGAAAUCUCCCGGACGUCACUUUCUGA